Molecule: messenger RNA, 5072 nt
Organism: Scleropages formosus (Asian bonytongue)
Lineage: Eukaryota; Metazoa; Chordata; Actinopteri; Osteoglossiformes; Osteoglossidae
Gene: zbtb38
Product: zinc finger and BTB domain containing 38
Exons: 2
Coding region: 671-4243 (1190 amino acids)
Biological process (GO): regulation of transcription by RNA polymerase II
Cellular component (GO): nucleus
Molecular function (GO): protein binding; DNA-binding transcription factor activity, RNA polymerase II-specific
Source: RefSeq, a predicted model, not a curated record
CUCGGGCCCAGCGGCUGCUGCGUUUAUGCGUGCGCAUGUGUGUGCGCGCAUGUGUGGCAGCGGCGCGGGGUUAGUCGAGUCUGAGCAAUGCACGGUGCCGUGCGGUCGAGCUCUCGCCGACCGCCCCUCCGCUCAGCCCUGAUGCAACGGAGCAGCAAGCCGCUCUCUGCACGCAGACAUGCAUAAUAAAGCUCUCACUUCCUGCUCAGCGACUGGCUGAUUUGGUCACCCAAGCAGCCCGAGCGCCCGUGCGGCUAUUUUUAACUUUCCCAGCGCGGCACACACACGCAGGAGCCUAUGGCCAGCCGCCUCGGGUAGAAAGCGGGCAGCAGGCUGGCACCGAGUGGGCACCGAACGGGCGGCAGGACCGGCACCAGGGCUCAGGACAGCUUUUGGAUUGGUGGUUUUCAGAGAGAGAGCGGGGAAGGAAGGAGGCUGGGGGGAGAGAGAGACGGGGAGAGAGAGAGAGCGAGAGAGGAGAGAGGCUUCGUCUCGAACGGCACAGCUGAUCAACAGAGUCUUGUCAAAAAAGGGCUUCUACUUCCAGCUGCAGUUUGCAAACUGUUUGUCUUUUAUGGCGCGCAAUGCAGAAGCGUAGUAGGUGAGGGACGCUGCACAAUGUCUUUUCCCGUAGCGUUUCUGCAGCAUCGUUUUCUCUGACAUUCCUCAGAUGACGGUGAUGUCGCCCAGUACCAAGGGCCUGAUGGACAGCAUCCAUGCCCACGUCCUCCUCAGUUCAUUGAACGAGCAACGCACAAGUGGCCUGUUCUGUGAUGUUACCAUUGUCGUGGAGGAUAUCAAGUUCAGAGCCCAUCGGAAUGUCCUGGCUGCUUCUAGCGGAUAUUUCCGAAACGCCCUCUCAACGCCUGAGCAUGGGGCAUCAGGCCAGGUGCUUGAGCUUUUAGACCUCAGGUCUGAGAUUUUUGCCAGCAUCCUCAACUUUAUCUACAGCUCCAAGGUAGCACCAGCAGGCACUGAAGACAUUAGGCUGCUAGUAGCAGCAGGGAAGAAGCUCGGCAUCCCUUUUCUGGAAAAGCUAAUGGAGCAGGAGAGGCGGGGCUCCGGUGCACUCUACAACCACUCUUUGUCCAGCCGCCAACCAACCAAGAUCUCCAGUCCACGCCACACGCCUCUUUCCUUCGGUAGUCAUCCACUGAAGAGAGAGUCAGCUCGACCUGAAGAGAUGGAAUGUGCCAGUGGGCCCCGGAUAACCAACGCAUUCUCCAUCAGAGAGGCUGGCGUUGGGCAUCACCCAUUUACCUCUCUGGGUUUGCGCUCUGAAGAGCAUCGGUCCCCCGAGCAAGAACUUCUUCCCCAAAGCUCUGCUCCAUCACAGAGUGAACCAGUGCACACUUUGUCUGAGCAUUCUUACGCCGUGAGCCAAAUGCACAACGCCGUUGAACGCAGUGAGGAGAAGCAGGAAGUUGUCAAUGGAGAUAUGGAUCACACACAGGCACCCAUCAGACCACGUGCAUUCCAAAACUCUGGCCCACUGAAGAAACGCCACAGGUUCGGUGCCGGUCUCAGCGAAGAGACACCUGUUACACCUGCAAGUGGUACCCCUUUGCAAGCAAACGGUGGUUGCCCAUCAUCUGUAUCUGCCGUUGUUCCCUCUUCAGCAUUUAUCUCCUCAAAUGCUGUUGACAAGGUAAGCAGUGGAAAAGAACAGCACGCGAGUAAAACCACAUCUACCGAAGAGACAGUGAACCCACCAUCUCUAUCUCCGUCAUCUUCUCAUUGCGACUACUGCCCAGAGACCUUCACAGGCAGAGCUACCCUCAACAGGAAUGCUCAUAUCCGGAAGAAGAGGUUUGUGAGCUAUUUGUUUUGCAAGUUUUGCUAUAGAAAAUUCAUGCACCCUAAACGACUUCGUAACCACGAGCAAGUAUGCUGCAAAGCCAAGGUGCUGGCACCUGAACGGAACCUGAGACGCACAGAAACUAGAGGCAGCCUUUCUGAUGCCAAUGAGCCAAACCCAAUUGACAGGGAGUUCUCCUGGCAUCGUCCUUCUUCCACAGCAGACUCUGCUGAGGCAACACAUGAAGUUGAGAGAGGAGCCGGGCUAACAGAAGAACAGAGACUGUACACAUGUGGCGUGUGCAAGCGUGUCUAUGUGACCUUGUCCAGCCUGAGGAGGCAUGAGAAUGUGCACUCCUGGCGUAGGGCAUACCCGUGCCACUACUGUGACAAGGUUUUUGCUCUGGCCGAGUAUCGCACCAAGCAUGAGAUCUGGCACACAGGAGAACGCCGUUACCAGUGUAUCUUUUGCCUGGACACCUUUAUGACCUACUACAUCCUGAAGAAUCACCAAAAGUCUUUCCAUGGGAUUGACCCUCGGUUGGUAGUGAGUAAGAAGUCAGCCAACAGUAGCUUCAAAGGCAGUGUUUACCCCAUCAAACUUUACAGACUUCUGCCCAUGAAAUACAGAAAGAGGCGGUACACAUACAGACAGACUUUUUCACAGGAAUAUCACAACCAAACUGUCUCUCUUCCCGUGACCUGCAGCUCAGCCUCCACUUCUUUGGAAGAGGCCAGCGCAGAUGGAGCUUGUGCAAGACAGUCUUUGUUCUCAUUACCCAUGACUUUCAUGGCCACGCCAAAAGUAAUUGCAUCUGUAACACCAAAUAUCAGCUUUGAUCCGCCAUGCAACCAAGAUAUAAAUCAGCUGCCCUCUUCUGAAGUGGCAUCUUCACAGAGAAUAAGCACGUCUGUGCCUUCGGGCAUGGACGAGUAUAGUAGCUUGUCCCAUGUAGGAAGUAGGGAGUCAUCCGUGAUCAGCUAUGGGUACACGCAUCCUACUGUCCCCAAACAAGUCAACAAGAUGUCAUCUGUCAGGCAGAUCAGUGACAAAGCCUCAGCACCUCUGAAUACUUCUCACAAUGACAAGUCUUCUUUGCCCUUUUUAGAGGCAAGCCAAGCCAGUUCUCUAGAUCUGGGGUACAAACUGGGAGAUCUUCCUAAUCCUAGUCCUCCUCCUGAUACUAUGGCUGACCAGUUGCUUCUAUCUAGCAGGAACAAUCUCACAAAUGACCAGUCUUCUGCAGGGAAGACCGAAACAUACAUUGCCAAGCCUGCAUGUCCAGGGCCAUCAGUAGGGAGCCAGGUGCUUCCCCUCUGCCAGAUCACAGUAAAAAUUGGCGAAGAGGCCCUCGUCCAUCGAAGGGUCAGGGAUGCUCAACUCUUUCCAAGAAAGAGAAAAACAACCCUCUGGUGUCGAGAAGAAGAGGAAGCUCAGAAAAAUUCUGGAGAAAGGAGUAGGAACUUCCCAAGUCUACGCAUGAGAACAGACCUCACUUCACUUGCAGAAGCAGAAUCAAAUGAUGAUGUGACUGACCGUGAUUCCAAUGACCAUCUGUGGCGUCCAUACUACUCCUACAAGCCUAAGAAAAAGCCAAAGAAAUUGAAACCCAAACAGAGGGGAACCAGUCAGACCAGACCACCUGGGAGACCUCUUAAGGGGACCACGAGGGUUCCAGAGUACAAGGACAAGGAAGACUACCUGCAAGCAUGCUACAGUCAAAAUGACAAGAUUCUGCAAGACAAAGUGAAUAACACAAACCGCCUGAAGAACAGCAGCCAGAAGGCAACAUACAUAUGUGAUGUCUGCAGCAGUGUUUUUUUCAGCCUUUCCACUCUACAGACACAUGUAAAGACCCGUCAUCCCUGUUCUUGCCAAACUUGCGGCAAGCCAUGCUCCCCAAUGGACAUGCCAAGCUCCUUGGAAGAUGGCGGGAAGAUUGUCUGCAAGAGCUGCAUACGGGAUGGUUCCUGCUUCGAGAACGUCACAAGGAGCUUGAGAACUGAGAAGCGUUACCGCUGCUCCUUCUGCCCUCAGCGAUUUCUCUACCUUGCUACCAAAAAGAGCCACGAAAAGAAACAUGUGGAAAAACAUGGAAAAGGCUAUGGCUGCUGCUACUGCCCCAAAGUCUGCAAGACCCCCACAUCCCUGGGCAUACACCAGAAGCGACAUCUCAUUAAAACAGAAGAGGUGGAGGGGGACAAUAAGGCAUUAGCCAAAACUAUGUUUGCAACAAACGAUGCCCCAAAAUUGAAGGCUUAUGAGUUUUCUGAUGUUGACUCCUCUGUCCUUAAACUUGAGGAGCAAGUUGAAAUUAAUAGCAAGGGGUGUUAUCAAGAGUUAAAACAACCCCAGAUGAAAACUCUGAGGUCACCCCUUUGGGAAAGCACUUCAUUUAUUCGUUCUUCUGAAGGAUUUCUGGGCAGGCACAGAGAACCACUUUGACCAAGUUUGUCUGGGUGGCCAGUGUGGUGAUGACCAGCUAAAGGACUUUGGGAAUGGACAUGUGCACAGCAACAGAGCCCCCCUGUAGUCUCCCCACACUGAGUGCAAACAGGAGCUGUGCUUCCGUACCUCCCUCAACUCACAGGUGGAACUCACACCAAGAGCAGCUGGAUAGACUUGAAUGUAUACGGUUAAAUCUGCUUCGGCUACUGUAAAUCAUUUUAUUCUCUUUUACAUGAAUACCAAACUGGACGUCUAUGGCAAUUAAAAAAUAAAAACAAAAUACUCCACUGUAAAAAAUAGUUAGUAGUUUUUCAUGUUUUCUAAAGAGAUGUUGUUUUUUAUUUUUGUAAUUUUUGAAAUUUGUUUUUCUGGGACAAGCUAACAUAUCCUGCUCUGGCACCCUCCUGUCAUGUGAUCCAUACAGGAUGCUCAUUAUUACCAUUUUCAAUAAUAAGUGAUUUUAUUUUUUUCUUUACUAAUGUAAUCACUUUUAAAUGUUUCCAACAGUUAUUCACAUUUUUACAAGUAUACUUUUAGAAUACUUGUUUUAUAAUGAUCAUUAUUUCUGUAUACCCAUUCAUAUAUGAUCUUAUUAGCACUACACAAAGUGAUUAGCAUGGUGAUAUGUUUUUAUAAGUCAGCAUUUUCUGUUUAUUUAGUAAGAACAGUAUUUUGCUGCCAAACACAGCCAGAAGGUAGACAUCCAGAACACUGUAAAAAUACAAAAUAAACUGUGAUAUUGUAACAGUAAAACAAUGGUAUUGUACACGUGUUUUAUUUUUAAAUGUGCAACACCCUGAGGUACUGUAUUUAUAAUAAAUCAAUA